Messenger RNA from Topomyia yanbarensis, 1889 nucleotides. Its product is annotated as zinc finger protein 501-like. Gene Ontology annotation, molecular function: zinc ion binding; chromatin insulator sequence binding. Gene Ontology annotation, cellular component: chromosome; nucleus. Gene Ontology annotation, biological process: regulation of transcription by RNA polymerase II. The record is from RefSeq and is a predicted model, not a curated record. Lineage: Eukaryota; Metazoa; Arthropoda; Insecta; Diptera; Culicidae. Bases 362 to 1828 code for a protein of 488 amino acids. The transcript has 6 exons.
UGAGUGCUGAUUUCAUUUUGGCAUCAAUUAAAAUUUUACGUUCAAAAAACAAAAUAAAGCUAUUUAGUAUAAUAUACUAUAGAAUAAUGUGUAAUAUAAUACUAGUAUGGCUACGUUUGUUUAAUUUAAACUUGUAGUUUUAUUGGUGUUCACGCAAAUCUGGCAUUUGAAACUUUUUUCGGGACGAAAAGGAAUGGUGCAACUAACCAAAGCUUAAAUUUUCCUUCUGGAGUGCGUUAGUCAAGGAUGUGUUAAUCUCGAGAUAAUUCUAUCACCACAAUUGGACACAUCAUAUACCCGGACAAGCAUAUUCUAUUAGGCACCAAGGACCGCCUAUUAGGCAGUAGACCCCGUUUCAGCAAUGGCUAUGUGUCGAACGUGCGGCGAUUUUCCAACAGACCGGGAGAAGCUCGCGCAGAGUUUGCAAAAGUAUUACGAUAUCUACUAUAAUUUGACUUCGAUUAAGCUUUCGCCGGACGAGGAUCCUGAUCGUCAACGAAUAUGUGACGACUGUCACCUAAAGUUGUUAGAAUAUAACCGAUUCAGGGCCGUUUGUUUGCAGGUUCACUACAAGUUGACUGUAAUCAAAACUGAAAGAGAGGUAGAACAUUCUGAGUCAACACCGGAAGAAUGUGCACCUGUCGUGGAAAUGCUAAAAGUUGAAUGUUUGGAUGCUGCCGACGAAGCUUCUAAUGCGACAAAUGAAUUUGAAGUGGAACUGACAGAUUCAGCUGCAAAACAAGAAUCGGAUCAUCAACAGUUGUCGCAGGCAAGUGGGGCGAGCGAUUCGGAAUGUGAUAAAUUAAGUAAACCGAAGGCAAAACGGAGAAAGAAGAAAUCUAAAAAACAGACCGAAGUUUGCGACAUAAAAGAACAGUUGAUCGAUUGUACUUUGUGUAAAAAGAAAUUUCGCACCGAGGCCCGCCUUGCAGGUCACAUGCGUACGCACCAGGGUCUCAAACCGGCCCUCUGCACUUACUGUGGUAAAGAUUUCCAAAAGUACAUAAGCCUGAAAUUUCACAUCCAACAAAAGCACUCAGAAAAGCAACUGAAAUAUCCGUGCGAUUAUCCGGGUUGUGAACAGGUUUACUCAACCAAGCAAGGCAUGACCAACCACAAGAAAAGACACGAUCCAAAUUUCAUUAUGCCGGAACCGAAGCACAGUGUGUGCGAUCAGUGUGGAAAAACAUUUUCCACUAGUGGAGCACUAAAGAAACAUAGUUACAUACAUACCGGUGAUAUGCCCUUCGAAUGUACGCUAUGCAAGAAAAGACUUCCAACAGCUCACAAGCUUAAAGAGCAUACCAUGAGACAUGAGGGAAUUAAAAAUCACGUGUGUCCGUACUGUGGUCAAAAGAAGACAACUCGGCAUGAGUUGAAAGUUCACAUGAAUUAUCACACUCGUGAGAAGCAGUUUACGUGCCACGUUUGCGCUCAAGUGUUUUCCAAUAUAGGCAACAUGAGUAGGCACAUUAAAAUUGUUCACUGCGGCAUUAAGGCAUUCAACUGCAAAUUUUGCGAUCGGUCUUUCGGGAAAGCUGAAACACUGAAGCAUCACGUAAUGACUCACACAGGUGAAAAGCCGCAUGAAUGCACAGUCUGUGGGAAGCGAUUCAUCCAGCAAGUUGCUUUGCAGACGCAUAUGAAAACUCAUAGAAAGCAGGAACGCUCACAUACUACGAUGGCUCAUACAGCACACACAUCGCAGCAACAACUAUUACAAGCUGCAAUUCAGCCUAUGGCGCACAUGUCGCAUACACAACAGCAAAGUUCACACCACUCGGCGGCGGAUGCUUCGCCCGUUUGUUUGGGUGGUUUCAUAAACUAAUUCUAAAGAUUAGUGAUUUGAGCCCUUAUUUAUUUAGAAAUACAGUAUUAUACGCAGAGCA